Messenger RNA from Xyrauchen texanus (razorback sucker), 3541 nucleotides. Its product is annotated as E3 SUMO-protein ligase ZNF451-like. The record is from RefSeq and is a predicted model, not a curated record. NCBI's taxonomy places the organism in Eukaryota, Metazoa, Chordata, Actinopteri, Cypriniformes, Catostomidae.
AGUAAUUGUAAUAUUACCUUGAUAAUGUGAUGUUUGUAACUGUUUUCAAGCGACUUAUUUGGUGAGAUUGUCUCUACUCUUCCUGUCGGCUGGUUGUUGACAUUUUCGUGCAAGCAGUUUGCAGGCAUCAUAGCCUCAUGUGAUCUCCUCCAGACAACUGUUAACUGUGAAAUUGGAGGCCUAUAUGAAGCUAGUUAUAAUAACAUUAAUGGAUGUAACACUGACAACGCAUUUCAUAUGGGUCUCUUUCUAUUCCUAGUGAUGCUCCAUAGAGGACAGAAAUCCUAAUGUCUACUGUCAUUGAAGAUGUGGAGUUUGUAUCUGAUGGUCCUCUCAGACCUGUGUUGGUAUGUAUGGACCUGCUGAGUGAUGAUGAAGAUGAAGGUGACAUGUCUACUGCAGAUACUAUUGAGGAACAGGUUGACAGGCAGAGAGCCCAUGCUGUGUCUACGUUGGACAGACUGGCACGCCAGGUUGCUGUGGAGAAACAGGAGAGAGCUAAUAAAUGCAAAGCUUUUAAGGAGAAGAUGAUUUCACAGCAAGCACAUGGACGCCGUGAACUAUCAAUCAGCAAUACUAAUAGUGACAGUGACGAUGCCAAGCGAUGUGUGGCUAUUUGGCUAAAAAUGCCAGGAUUACAGCCGGGUGUUGUUAACUCCAGCUCAAACUGGAGACGCAGAUCGGCUCCUGCUCCAGUUAGGUUUUCUCCCCAAACCUGCCCGGUCAUCAACUGUGGCCGAGUGUAUGACAAUGCUCUUUUGCUUGAUGGCCACCUGAAAAGGUUUGAUCAUUCACCAUGUGACCCCACGAUCACCUUGAAAGGCACUCCCUCUUCUUCCAUCUAUGCCUGCUUGGCCUGUGGGCACCACUUUAGCUCAGAAGAGUCGUGGAGAGAUCACCGAGAUUCUAAGGUGUCCUCCUCUGAUGCUAAUGGCCACCACAGUUCUCAGAGCUAUCAACUGAUCGCAUGCUUUGCAUGUCCUGCCUGUUACCUCCUCUUCAACAUCAGGGAUGAAUGCCUUCAGCACAUGUCAGACAAAAACCACCUCACUCAGUCCAUCUCUCUAUAUGAGGCAGGAUCCUCAGCCUUACCUAUACCAGUUCCACGGUACGCAAAGAACCGCUUAAUGGCACUCUGUAAGGAUAUUGCUUUCAACGUCAAAUGCACAGUUUGCUCUAAGGUGCUUACUUCACAUAUGGAGGCAAAAGCACACUUCAAUGUGCAGUGCAGAUCUGGCUGUGCUAUUGCCACUGCUGAUCAGAGCGUGGCUCACCUCAUGAGGAAGAUGGCGGUUGUGGGUCAGUGCUCCUCAUGCCCCAAACUCUUUCUCAGCCUGGCUCAGAUUGAGGAGCACAGUGAGCACAGGAAACACGAGGUGGAGAGGUUCACAAGUAUGAAUCAAGCCCUUCUGCACUACAGCAACUAUAACGAAAUCCGCAAUGCUCAGAGGUACAGCCAAUCACCUCUCCAAACAUUUAAGCAAGGCGUUGUUCUGCAGCUCCUCUCCCCACACAACAAUUCCGAUGAGCUUUCAUCUAAGCAACAAAGACUGACCAGUUUAGAUCCCCAUGACAAGCCGAAUAGAAUUUUAACCCUUGCUUGGUUCUGCGAGUGUGGUCUACGUUUCACGGAGGAGGAUCAAGCAAGCAAGCACCUCCAAGCUGCCAAUCAGAUCUUUCACAAAUGUGCAGUCUGCAGCAAGUUAAUGGGCGAAUCAUCCAUUGCUCGUUUGCACAUGAGCAGGUUCCAUGGUGGUGCUCACUUAUCCAACUUCCUUUUCCAUUGUAGGAAGUGCAAGGUGGACAUGCCAAGAAUGGAAGAUAUCAUGUCACAUAUUGGUGUGAGCCAUAGAGGACACACCUACUACCAAGAAAGAGAGGACAUUGUCUCGUCUAGUAUGUCCUCCAAACCGUCUACCAGUCCUAAAUGUGAAAUGACAAGGCCACCCAAUAGUUCAAAGGUCGAGUCUUGGCUUUGUCGAAUGUGUGAAGACCUCUUUGACUCUGAGACAGCGGUGCGCAAUCACUGCAAUGAUUUAAACAGCCACAGUUUCCAGAGGUUUGCCUGUGUACACUGUCCACAAAAGUUCUUCAAAGAUUCCACUUUGCGUCGCCAUUGUGCCAAUGAGCAUGGUGGUGACAUAGUGCUCCGCUACUUCUGUGGUCUGUGUGACAGCAUACUGUACGACACUGAGAAUGAAUUUCAGGAGCACUACAACAGUCUACACAGCCAAGAUUACUACCGAUUAGAAGCGAUGGAGAAUAAUUCCCAGAUAGCUGCGGAAAGCGCAGUUGAGAGUCCAACGGCGAGACCAAGCACUCCCCAACUCUGUCCUUGCAUGGGCUAUGAGAAAUCCAUAGAGGAAAGGAAGCCCAUUUUCACAAAGUGCAUGAAAGAAUUGGCCAACGACAAUAAAUGCAACUACGUCUGUCGCCAGUGUGACAAAAAGACAAACUCCUUUGCCGAGAUGAAGACUCAUGUCUUCAUUAAACACAUGACCCAAGGCAACUGGAAGUCGUUUGACGUUAUCUGCAGUAUAUGCUCAGAGAGCCACAAAGAUGUACCCAGUUUCCAUUCACACUACCAUAAGCUGCACUGUCAGUUAGAGCCUUGCGUUUGUUCACAACCCAGCAAUGCAUGCAAGAAACCAACCCCCACCGCCAACAUAAGAAAAGCAGAGGAGAUCUUCCCAGAGAGUAAUGUGGAGGAAUUUCAGCAUGUCAAAAGUGUGAUUUACUCAAGUGUUCUUGAUGCCAAAAAAGAAGUGUCAGUUUCUCAGGAUUUCGAAGAUGAUGAUACAUGUGAUCAGAACAUGAAACUUGCUUUGGCCUUGAGUGCAAGGGAGGCCGGGAAGUCAACCGAGUUGGACAUUGGUUGGUCAUAAUAAAGUGGUCAUCAUCUUUACUCAUUUUAUAAUACUCAUACUUACCUUUCCACUAAAAAAUCUAAUAUUUCUCUGUGUACAUCAAAGUUCAUUGAGAGUGCAUUCAUGAAGAAUUUUUGUUCAUUGUGGGUAUGUUUAAUUCUUAUGAAACCAGGGCAACAGUGUGACAUAUUUUUAUGAAAUUGAUUUGCAAUAGAUAAAGAAAUAAUCUGGGAUAUUAGGCAGGCCUCAUGAGCACACACGUGGUGGUUGUUUUUUUGUGGUUUGUGUGUAACCGCACAAAUGUUCUGUUUCUCAAGAAUUGUGUUACUAAUACAAUAUAAUUACAUUAGUAUGAGCAAUCGCUGGCAGUAAGACCUAAAAUCUACUGACAAUAGUUUUCUAAAUCAAAAUUAAGAACCCAUUUUGGUUUUUUUUGUAUGCAUUGUUUGCAUGUGCAAAAUAAUUUGAAAAUGUAAUUUCCCUCAUACAAAUUUCUCAUUUUGCAAAAAUGGAAGAGGCCUUGAAAAGAAGCCUACAUGAAUUUUGAUUUGAAAAGACAAACCGUUCAGAAAGGCUCUCGGUUUUCAUGCUAUCCAUGCACAAGAUAAUAAUGCUGUCCAUGUCAUCCAAGAUAAUAACAUUUAAUAAUGUGUAUUUUUUUGUGUGUUCCAAGU